AUGGUCCUUAUGGAGGCCCUGGAGGCCCUCCAGGCCCACCCGGAAGAUGGGAAGGACCUGGCCCUCAUGGCCCUCCUCCGCCGGGCCCCCGUGACGACCCUCGUGGCUGGGGUGGUCCUGACCCUCGUGGUCCUCCUCCUCCGCCCGGUCCUCCCGAUGGCCCUCGUGGCUGGGAAGGACGUGGUCCUUAUGAUCGUCCUCCCCCGCCAGGCCCCCGUGACGACCCUCGUGGCUGGGAAGGCCCUGGCCCCCGUGGCCCUCCUCCUCCAGGUCCGCCCGGAAGAUGGGAGGGCCCUGAUCCCCGUGGUCCUCCUCCACCUGGCCCUCGUGAAGGUCCUGGUGGCUGGGGUGGUCCUGACCCUCGGGGUCCUCCCCCACCCGGCCCUCGUGAAGGUCCUGGUGGCUGGGGUGGUCCUGAUCCUCGUGGUCCUCCUCCGCCCGGUCCUCGUGAAGGCCCUGGUGGCUGGGGAGGUCCCGGUCCCCACGGCGGGCAUUAUGGCAGACCGGUAA
This is a messenger RNA of Penicillium pulvis, 510 nucleotides long. RefSeq lists its product as uncharacterized. Lineage: Eukaryota; Fungi; Ascomycota; Eurotiomycetes; Eurotiales; Aspergillaceae. The transcript has a single exon. The record is from RefSeq and is a predicted model, not a curated record. The coding region runs from base 1 to 510 and encodes 169 amino acids.